AUGAAUCACAGUUAUCACGACGAUGAUGAGGAUGAAAUGAUGAUUAAAUCAUCAAUGGAAAGAGAGGAUACAUACGAUCCAAACGAAUACAACUAUGGAGGCAAUGAUAACGAACAUAAUGAAGAUUAUGAUGAGGCUGCAUUAGAGGAAGAUGAUGAUGAUCAAUACAGUGAUGAGGAAAUUCCUUCGGGAGGCCACAAUUUUAAUUUCUUCAUACAAGGAGGUAAAAUUCCAAUAAGACAAACACCAAUUGCACCAACCCUAUCUGAAGAUAAGAGUAGUGAUAGGAAAAUUAAGGAAGAUGAUGACUUUGAAUACAAUAUGGAUGAAAGUGAAGAUGAUGAAAUCUAUCCAAUCAGCUCAGAUGAGGAUGAUGACCCUCCAGCAGCACUUCAACAGCUCAAACCUAGUAUUCAAACGGUGAUUAGGAGGAAAUCUCCAAUGAAGAAUACUGAAGAAAAAGUUACACAUUCUCCUCAAUCGAAUAGUAGACCUUCAUCUAAUUCAUCGAAUAAGAUAAGAGCAACACCAACAAAAACAACAGCACCAGUUUUGCAUGAUAGUCCUGAACAAAAUAAUGUUGUUCCUAGACCAAAACUUUCUCUUGGAGCUGUCAGUAGAUAUACAGAUGAUGACGAUGUGAGGUCAUUAACAUCUAGUAGAACAAACAGUGAUAAUCUUUCGAUAGGAGAAGAUAAAAUGAAAAAUCAACUCGAUUAUUUGAAACAAAAACAAGAACAACUGUACAAACUCAACCAACAGCUCAAUGUGGAAACAAAACAAGUUCUCAAAGAAACAGAUGAUAUUGUAAAACAACAAUCUAAAAAGGUGGAAAGUAUCUCAUCAAGAAUUCCUUCUAGGCCGACAAGUAGUGCAUCAACAGUGAGGUCCAAUACACCAUCGAGUACUCAUAGAUCCAAUGUCUCAACUGCAACAACUACAAGACCUUCUAUUGAUAGAGGCGAUUUAGAGUCAAGUGUCAUUAUUUUAGAAGGUGAGUGA
Molecule: messenger RNA, 1002 nt
Organism: Naegleria gruberi
Lineage: Eukaryota; Heterolobosea; Eutetramitea; Acrasida; Naegleriidae
Exons: 2
Coding region: 1-1002 (333 amino acids)
Source: RefSeq, a predicted model, not a curated record